AUGCACUUCGCAAACCCUAACAAGAUCACAUCAGUGCCGGAAAGCAAUGCAGUAACACCCAGUACACUUGAAACAAGCCAAACCACAUCAACCGUCGUUUACAAGGCUGAGGUUGACAGCGACAGUGAGGAAGUAAUAUUGGCAACCACACGAAUUGCAGUUAAGUCGAGGAACGGCGAUACGAUAGUCUUGAGAGCACUGAUUGAUCCGUGCUCGCAAUCAAAUUUUGUUACUGAAGCGGCAGCUCAAGUGCUUAAUCUCGAGCGCACUUCAAUCAGCGGAAAAAUUACUGGCAUAUCAUCUAUACCACUGACAACUAAGUCACAAGUUACGUUGAACUUUCAUGCUAUAAGAAAUCCAUCACACAUGAUCACAGCUAAGGCGUACGUCCUUAGACGAAUAAAUUCGAGAUUACCAUCACAAGAGCUCCCAUCAGAUACCUGGCCUUCUUCUGAGAUUUCGGAUCUUGCAGAUCCACACUUUCACAAGCCAGGAUCUAUCGACGUGCUAUUAGGUGCAGUUGUAUAUGCGCACAUUAUUCUUGACGGAAUAAUAAAACGAAAUGAGUCUCUGGUCGCUUUGAACUCAAGAUUGGGCUGGCUGGUAAGCGGCGAAGUUGCGCAGUCUAGCCAUCAGUCACACAAUGUAGUUGUUAUGCACACACAAGUCGAAGUUGAUCAGUUGCUACGUCAGUUUUGGGAGAUCAAUGAAUAUUCACCAAACGUGAAGCCUCUGUCAAAACCUGAUGCAGUG
This is a messenger RNA of Iphiclides podalirius (scarce swallowtail), 753 nucleotides long. Lineage: Eukaryota; Metazoa; Arthropoda; Insecta; Lepidoptera; Papilionidae. The record is from the annotation of a GenBank genome assembly.